This is a messenger RNA of Ochotona princeps (American pika), 1301 nucleotides long. It is a transcript of the gene TMUB1, whose product is annotated as transmembrane and ubiquitin like domain containing 1. Gene Ontology annotation, molecular function: protein binding. The record is from RefSeq and is a predicted model, not a curated record. The transcript is spliced from 3 exons. NCBI's taxonomy places the organism in Eukaryota, Metazoa, Chordata, Mammalia, Lagomorpha, Ochotonidae. Bases 247 to 978 code for a protein of 243 amino acids.
UCUCCUCCUCAGUGAUCCAGAGAGCAGGGACCAGAGCCCGCCGAGCUGCGCACGUGGGUCCGCAGGGAGGAGGGCGGGGACGGCACGGGACUACAAAUCCCACAAUGCUCCGGACCGCGGCGGCGGGGAAGGAGGGGUGCUUCAGGUGUCUGCGACCUCGGCGCCUCCCGCCCGGAAGUGCCCGAGGGGCCGAGAUGGAGCUGGUGGAGCUAGGCGCACGGUAGCCUGGCGGGCAAGGCAGGGACCAUGGCCCUGAUCGAAGGGGUGGGUGAUGAGGUGACGGUCCUGUUUGCGGUGCUGGCCUGCCUGCUGGUGCUGGCACUCGCCUGGGUCUCCACACACACCUCCGAGGGGACUGACAGUACGCCCCAGCCCUCAGCCGUCCCGUCGCCAGGCCAAGCCGUGACAGCUCCUGACAGCAUCCAAGCAGAGGCCCCAGGUGCCGAGACCUCCAGCCUGAGACACAGAGGCCCAGCUGCACAGCCCGAGCCUGGCCCAGGGGUCACAGCAGCGGCACCACCCCCGGACUCCUCACAGGAACCCCUCGUGCUGCGGCUGAAAUUCCUCAAUGAUUCAGAACAGGUGGCCAGGGCCUGGCCCCAUGACACCAUUGGCUCCCUGAAAAGGACCCAGUUCCCCGGCCAGGAACAGCAGGUACGACUCAUCUACCAAGGGCAACUGCUAGGCGACGACACACAGACCCUGGGCAGCCUUCACCUCCCCCCCAACUGCGUUCUGCACUGCCACGUGUCCACGAGGGUCGGUCCCCCACAUGCCCCUUGCCCGCCGGGGUCAGAGCCAAGCCCCUCCGGGCUGGAGAUCGGCAGCCUGCUGCUGCCGCUGCUGCUGCUACUGUUACUCCUGCUCUGGUACUGCCAAAUACAGUACCGGCCCUUCUUCCCGCUGACCGCCACUCUGGGCCUAGCAGGCUUCACUCUACUGCUCAGCCUCCUGGCCUUCGCCAUGUACCGCCCGUAGUGCCUCCAAGGGCUCUCGGCAGCGUCGCCGGCCCCUCUGGACGUUGCUCCCCACGGCACAGUGGGAACUGCUGCCUGCCCAGGCCCGCGCCUCCGGCCUGCCUCUUCCCGCUCCCUUGGAGCCCAGUCCUUCGCCGCCGAGGGCUUCGGGGGCUGGUGGAACCCCCUGCCUGUGAGCUGCACGGCUCGGGGGCCCCUCCUAGGGCUGCUGGCCCUCAGCCCUCGCUGACAGUGGGCCCCUCGGGAUCAGACACCUGCUGUCGCUGCCUUGGACCUGGACAGAGCCAGACCACUCCCUUGGGCCCGUCUUAGUGUUCUGCCUGU